Molecule: messenger RNA, 730 nt
Organism: Bipolaris sorokiniana ND90Pr
Lineage: Eukaryota; Fungi; Ascomycota; Dothideomycetes; Pleosporales; Pleosporaceae
Exons: 6
Coding region: 49-309 (86 amino acids)
Biological process (GO): mRNA splicing, via spliceosome
Cellular component (GO): U6 snRNP; Lsm1-7-Pat1 complex; U4/U6 x U5 tri-snRNP complex
Molecular function (GO): RNA binding
Source: RefSeq, a predicted model, not a curated record
CCAGUCACCACCACAACACACAACCAAUUUACACCGGACUACGCCACCAUGUCGCUCGAGAAUCUAUUGCCUCUGGAACUCAUCGACAAAUGCGUUGGUUCGCAGAUCUGGGUCAUCAUGAAUGGCGGAAAAGAAUUCACGGGUAAACUAGUUGGAUUCGACGACUACGUCAACAUGGUGCUGGAGAACGUGACAGAGAUUGACCCGGCUGAGGGAAAUGUGCAGCUACCCAAGAUCCUGCUCAACGGCAACAACAUCUGCAUGAUGGUUCCCGGAGGAGAUGGCCAAACGGUGCUAGAGGAGGAGUAGGGCCACAGGCAACAGCGGCAUGGACAAGCGCCGCAAAAUGCGAUGAUGGCCGGGUUUGGGGCUCACAUGAUGGUAAACGGCUUCAUCGCGGUCUCUUCCAUCAGUGUGUUGUACUCGCCAUGGCGCCUGCCAUUCACGGCUAACCAUGCCGGCUGGUGCGACUGGUCCGGAGCCAUCUGCCGCAAGCAUCUAAGGUAGCCAGCCCAUGGGAGGCUACGCAGAGAGUAGUGCAUUUUGGUCGUUUCAGUUCACGUGGCUUUUGGGUUUGGUAGCGUGCAUAGAUGUAUGUAUGGAUGUAUGGGAUACAUAUGUAUGUGUGUGUGGUUCAUGAAUCAGCAAUUGUCUCUGUAUGGGCACGUGACCGUCGCAUAGGGUGAGGUGAGUGCAGCAGCAACGCGUCUGCAAGGCACCGGCGGCGGCC